AUGGCAUAUUUGACAGAGAAAAUAAAUAAUAAUAUAAAAAUUGAAGAACAUAAUAUGAGUGAUAAUAAAAAUAGUUUAAAAAAAAAUAUUAGUGAAGAUAAAGAAAUUACAUUCACAUUAGAAGAGAAUAAAGAUUUAAUAAAUAAUAAAGAUACAUAUACAAACGAAAACAACAAAGUAGAAGAUAAAAAAUACAUAAAUAAAGAAAACAUAAUAAAUAACGAAAACAUGUUAAAUGAAAAAAGUGAAGAAAAAGUAAAAAUUAAUAAUGAUAAAAACAUUGAAAGUGAAAAUUAUAAAUCACCUGAAUCAUUAAUAAGCGAUAAUAAUUCUUCUGAUAAUUUAAAAAAAGAUAUGAAAGAUAUUGAUAUAGGAGAUGGAACAAAAGAUAAAAAUGAAGAAAAGGAGAAUAAAGAAGAUGAUACAUCAAAAAAAAAUAUUAGUAUUGAAUUGCUAAAAAUUUGUGAUGCUUUAAAAAAUAUAGGAAAUAAGUAUUUUAAGGAAAAUAACUAUAUUGUUUCUUUAAAAUAUUAUACAGAAGCCAUUAAUUUAAUAAAAAAAUUUUUUGAUGAUACUCAUGUAGAACUAUUAAAACAAAUAAGUAUUGAUAAUUUACAGAAUGAAAUAAAUGUAGAUGAAUCAGAUAAAGAUAUACUUAAAGAAUUUUACACCAAAAGUGUUGUUUCUAAAAAAAAUGAUUUUAUAAGUAUAAAAGAAACUGAUCUUUACAUUUAUUACACAAAUAGAUCUUUUUGCCACAUGAAAUUAGAAAGUUAUGGUUUAUCCAUUCAAGAUAUUGAUGAAGCAAUAAAACUUAAUCCUUUUUAUGCAAAAGCUUAUUAUAGAAAAGGGUGCUCUUAUUUAUUACUAUCUGAUUUAAAAAGUGCUUCAGAAUGUUUUCAAAAGGUACUAAAAUUAACUAAGGAUAAAAAUUCAGAAAUAAAAUUAAAGCAAUGUAAAAAGCUUUUAUUUGAACAACAUUUUCAGAAAGCCAUAGAAUUAGAACAAAAAAUGCCAUACUAUCAGACAUUAGUAUUAGAUUCUCUUAAAAUAGAAAAUAAUGAUGCUCCUAUAUAUGACAGAAAUAAUUUAAAUAUAGAUUUUCUGAAAAAGGUAGUGGACUAUAUAAGUGUACCAAAUCAAAAAUUAAAUAAAAAAUGUGUAUGUGCAAUAGUUUUAGAUGUAAUUAAACUCCUAAAAGAACUACCAACUUUAGUUUAUUUAAAUUUACAACCAGAUGAAACUUUAACUAUAUGUGGAGAUAUACAUGGGCAAUUUUAUGAUUUAUUAAAUAUCAUGAAUAUAAAUGGUUAUCCAUCAGAGAAGAACUCUUAUUUAUUUAAUGGAGAUUUUGUAGAUAGAGGAAGCUUUUCUGUAGAGGUAAUUAUCUUUUUAUAUUUGGCGAAACUAAUAUUUCCAAAUAAUGUUCAUUUAACUAGAGGAAAUCAUGAAACAGAUAAUAUGAAUAAAUUAUAUGGAUUUUUAGGAGAAUUACAAGAAAAAUAUGAUGAUAAAUUACAUGCAUUAUUUUCUGAUUCAUUUAAAUUUCUACCAUUGGCAUAUGUAUUAAACAAAACGAUUUUUAUAUGUCAUGGUGGAAUACCAAGUAAAACAGAUACAACUCUGGAAGAUAUUCAAAAAAUUGAUAGAAAUACAGAACCUUUAGAUGAAGGAGUAAUGACAGAUUUACUUUGGUCAGAUCCAAAUGAAGAGAAAGGAUUUAAACCAUCUAAAAGAGGAAUAGGGUUUUCUUUUGGUACUGAUAUUACUGAAAAUUUUUUAAAAAAAAAUAAUUUAAGUCUUAUUAUUCGAUCUCAUGAGGUAAGAGACGAAGGAUAUUCAAUUGAGCAAAAUGGAAUGUUAUAUACAGUUUUCAGUGCCCCUAAUUAUUGUGAUAUUAUGAAAAACAAAGGAGCAUUUUUAAAAUUCAAAGGCAAUUCAAUUAAACCCGAAUGUGUAACAUUUACUGAAGUAAAGCAUCCUGAUGUUCCAUCUCUUAAAUAUGCCCAUAAUUUAUAUCAAAAUAUUUAA
This is a messenger RNA of Plasmodium gallinaceum, 2031 nucleotides long. RefSeq names its product serine/threonine protein phosphatase, putative. The coding region runs from base 1 to 2031 and encodes 676 amino acids. Lineage: Eukaryota; Apicomplexa; Aconoidasida; Haemosporida; Plasmodiidae. The transcript has a single exon. The record is from RefSeq and is a predicted model, not a curated record. Gene Ontology annotation, cellular component: cytosol; nucleus. Gene Ontology annotation, molecular function: protein serine/threonine phosphatase activity; protein binding.